Molecule: messenger RNA, 1862 nt
Organism: Hippocampus zosterae (dwarf seahorse)
Lineage: Eukaryota; Metazoa; Chordata; Actinopteri; Syngnathiformes; Syngnathidae
Exons: 6
Coding region: 63-950 (295 amino acids)
Source: RefSeq, a predicted model, not a curated record
GCAAAGGGUGUGUCUUGUGUCUGGUGGUGAAGUUGGUUUUUUAAAAAAAAAUCCCCAUCUUGAUGCAAAUCCCUCUCUGCUCUGAUUUGUGCAAAAUCAAGUCUUCACAUGGAGCUUGUUUGAACGCCGGCCUGCAAAUCAUCAGGCUGUCAGCGUCGCAGAUGCUCGGCGAAUGGCUGGGAUUUUACGCUACUCGCUUGAGGAGCGACUCCAACUUUUGCACAACCUUCCCGGCCUGCUUUUUGUCUUUUGACGAGAUGAGCCGAGAGCCUCGGCGUGGACGUAAAGCCCGAUUGCCCGAGUUUCUAUCCCGGCGGAGCAACCCGAUAUCUUAUCGGCGAGAUGACCAAGUUCAGGGCCCGCACGCCGUCUCCUCCUCCUCCUCCUCCUCCUCAACCCGCUACUGGACGUGGGAUCAAUGGAAUACCAUCGGGAUCAGAGGGGGCCGGCACCCGCCCACCCCGCUCGCUCGUGGGCCGCGUGAUUGGACGUCGUUGACCACCGCUGAGGCUUUCAUGCAAAUUGAUGAAGGUUCAAUCUUCCCUUUCCUGAUGCCUUCCUCCCAGCGGAGGUGUGAGUGGAGAAGCGCAGCGCCGGCCGGCCGCACGCACGUUCCACACGGCUGCAUCCCAAAGAGCUGCGGGUGGGACGAGGACGAACGACAAUGUGAGCCGGCGAGCGGGGAGAGAUGGAUGGAGGAGACGGCGGAGGGAGGGGCCGGUGGGGGUGAAGGCGUCUCGUGCUGCCCCAGAAAAGAGGAAGCCAUGUGUGAAGAAAACAGCCAGCCAGCCAGCCAGCCAGCCCCCGGGCCCUCCUCAGCAUCAGAUGUCAGCCUCCUGGAAUCAAACGUCCCGGAGCCACGAACCCUCCCUGACCCGGCAGCGAGAGGCCCCGCCACGUCGUACGGGCCCCCCCGCCCCGAAAGCCCGCAUCACCUCCGAUUGCCUUGACAGACGCCAGACAGACAGCAAUGUAUCCAAGGGGGAUGUGUUUCUCUCGCUCGGUCUUGAAGUUCAGAACAAAGAAUGGUGUUGCCGCCGACUUCAAGGCAGUGUGACGUUAUAGCCGACAGCUGCCUCCACUUCACAGGGAGAGUCGGGGGGCUGGGGGGGUAAUCUGGAAUGACAGUAUGGCUGCAACACUCACCCUGACAUAUUAUCUAUAUCUACUUUCAGCUUUUUUUUCUUGUUUAAAAUGACUUAGUGACAAAAGAGACGGAGAGGUUGCGCAAGACAACCACUAGCUUAACGCUAACACGCGAGGCAAAACCGCAUAGCCGGGCUAACAAAUGGCAUUGAUAGCUGUUGGGUCUGUAUCCUUUAAACAACGGCUACACAAACCGCGCAUGUAGACAGAUGAUAAAACAAUACGUGCAGGCAUAUAUUCUUUAUCCUCGAUGAAAAACGACUCGCAUGACAGAAUCGUACAAUUGUUUACUUUCCUGACAUUAAGCUGAGUGUUAAUGUUCAAUCUGUGCUUCAUGUUAAAGUAGGCUACGUAUUUAUGAGUUACCAAAAGUACCAUCAGUGAUACACAAAUGAAAAUAAAAUAGUCCAGCUGCAUUUAAUGUAUAACUUUACAUUUAAUCAUUUGGAAGUGUUUGUUUUGAAAUGUUUUUUUCGGUCAGUUGUGUUGUACUAUCAUCAAUGGUUCGCUUCAGUUGUUUUUAACUUUUGGGUCAUUUUCUGAUAUUUAGGGACAAUGUUAAUGUUUAAACUGCCUAAUAUUAAACUACUAUAGUCUUUUUUUCCUCACUUUAAUUUUCCUAAACUGUAUUUAAAAUUAGCACGGUAACUGUGCUUAAUGUUCCAGUGGUUGGAAAUAAUUUCGGUAAGACUUUGGGUCAAGUACACUUAAAUCCA